This is a messenger RNA of Oikopleura dioica, 1698 nucleotides long. Lineage: Eukaryota; Metazoa; Chordata; Appendicularia; Copelata; Oikopleuridae. The record is from the annotation of a GenBank genome assembly.
AUGGUGGAUUCUUUCGAGCCCGCUGAAUUAGAACAGCUCUCGCAAAAGAUGGAGCAUCUGUACUCUCGAGAAAAAGACGAAGGAGAUGCAUUCGCGGACGGUAAUCGAGCUCGAUCAAAGUUGUCGAAGAAACGGCAGUUUGAAGAGUCUGACGAAGAAGAAAUUAUGAGCCAAGCGAAGAAGGCGCAUCUAACAGUCUCGUUGAAAGAAGCUUUGUCUCGAACGGCGGUGGCUCGUGAGAAGACAGAAUUCACUGUAAAAGACUGCCAAGAUCUUGAUCAAUUGAAAGCACGAUACGAAGAAAUGCAAGACGAACUCAACAACCUCCAGCGCAAAUACACGGAGCUGGAGAACAAGGUGGACAAUUUCGGCCAUAAACUCGACCGAUUCAGAUUGCGCCCGACUGUUUCCUUGACUGUCAUGAAUCGCGACAUACAAAACCUGUGCACUGGCGCUUCUGGCCUUCAACGAUUGAAGAUCUCCGGCAACUACUCCAAAUCUCUCCAUGGCUCGCAGACUUCCCUGGCAUCAAACUCUUCCACGAAGAGCCAUGGAGUAACGGGUUACUUCAAGCGCAAGGGUCUGUCCCUUCUAGGUGACAACAACGGCCAGAAGGUGCGAAAAACUUGUGAUGUCAAAAAAAUCACAAGAGAGAGAAGCGUUGUCCGCCGACUCUCUCAAGGCUCACUCAAGGGUAAGGAAGAGACCAAGGAGCGAGUGCAAGUGCCAGACGACGAGGUUAAUCUCGCGUUUCCGCUGAAUGAACCAGGAGAAGAUCGUUUUGGAGCGAUCAGACCCAAGAUCGAGCCCUGGAGACAAGCGAUCUGGGAUCGAUUGCCGGCGGAAAAGAAAAUGAUUCCCUUUCCGUCUUAUGAGCCGUAUUCCUUCACUUCGUUCGAAUAUGUCCGUGCUCGAGAACUCAAGCCAAAGCACGUCGUUGAUCCCGCCUACCUCCAAAAGCACAAAGUCCUCAGUCCAAGACAUCGAUACAUCCUCGUCAAUUGGAUGAUGGAAGUCCAGGAGAGCGACGACCACUACUUCCGCAACGAGCAGCUGUUCCAGGCUGUCCGCUUCAUCGAUGUCUAUCUAAGCAAGACGGAGAGCUUGGAAUUGGAUCGAUUUCAGCUACUGGGAAUUACUGCCAUGUUCGUCGCCUGCAAAAUCGGGAUGCAGGAUUAUGCGGAUAUCAAAUCAUGGGCGAUCCUCGGCGACCCUGAGCAGCCUUACGACACUGCAGACAUCCGCAGGUUCGAGAUUAAACUUAUGCAAGCGAUCGACUGGGAUGCGGAAAUUUCAACUGCGUAUUAUUCCCAGAAGCGACUGUCCAUGCUCGCCAAGUUGAAGGACCACCAGUGCCACAUGGUCCGAUAUCAACUCGAAUUGUCACUGCUUGCGAGCGAGUUGGUCCCCGUCCGCCCCUCAAUUGUAACUGCUGCUGCCGUCCUCGUUGCGAAGACGUACUUUGGCCAGCCCGUCGAAUGGGACGAUUACUUGGCCUACCACAGCGGCUACAGACUCCACGAUCUCCUCCCUGUAUGCAAGAGUCUCGUCUACCUGAUGAAAAACGCCUACAGCAUCGGAAAGGCGAACCUCAAAGGCGCCAAAAAUAUUGUCUUCGCAAAGUAUUCCAGCGACGACUGCGCAAAUAUUGCGCUGCUCGACGAAAGGCUCUUUUUGAACUUGAGAGAUUUGGAGUAA